Molecule: messenger RNA, 3412 nt
Organism: Drosophila innubila
Lineage: Eukaryota; Metazoa; Arthropoda; Insecta; Diptera; Drosophilidae
Product: G-protein coupled receptor Mth2
Exons: 7
Coding region: 890-2614 (574 amino acids)
Biological process (GO): cell surface receptor signaling pathway; G protein-coupled receptor signaling pathway
Cellular component (GO): membrane
Molecular function (GO): G protein-coupled receptor activity
Source: RefSeq, a predicted model, not a curated record
UCUCCAUUUUGUGCUCAGUUCGCUUUAGUUCGUCGCGCGUCGUGGAAGCUUCGCGGCAUUGAGAAAGAGAAAAACGUUGAUAAUAACAAUGGAGUUGUUUAUAAAUCAUUAAUAUUGUAAAUUCACAUUAGUUUUUGCUUUCUUAAUUACUAUGAUAAUCUAACCGGUUGAAGCGAGCGUAGGUUGGUGAUCAGAGUGUUAUACGGAAAUUCCCUGGAAGCACAAUAUAUAUAUAUUAUUGUACAAUUGAUGAUUUUGAAAGAUUUGCCACUGUGAACUUCCCAGAAAGCUAUCAUUAUCGAGGUGCAGUGUGUGAAUGAACCAUAUUAUAUGUAUUUCAAUGGAUUGGCAACUCAGAUUUCAGGUUUUGCAAGAGUCUUGGCAUUUUUAAAGGCCAUAAAUGCAACAGAGUUUUGCGAAAACGUAUUCGAUGUAUUCAUUUUUGUGACAAUAUUCCCGGGUACUUGUCAUCCAGUGUUUAUCAACAACAACAACACCAACAACAAAAGCAACACCAACAACAAAAACAACAACGACAGCAAAAAUCAAGUUUGCGAAGCAUUUAAAAAAACCCAACUCAGCAAAUACUUUAAAGAGAACCGCGUAUCAAUGCGUUUAACUGUUGAAGCUGUCUUGCAUACUGAGUAUCGGAGGGUUUAACACAAGUUACUAUCAGUAACAUAUAUACAAACAUAAAUAUAUAUAUAUAUAUAUACAAAUCUAGUCAAAUACAGAGUUUUGUGAAGGUUUUUCAACUUGCAAAGUGACAAAAGAUAUUUACUAACAAUUCUGAGAAGUAAAAACAACGUUGAGCAGAACAAACAACUUGAUUGAAGCAAAUAUUCUAUAUACAAAUAUCGGCAUAUAUAUAGCCUAUAGAGCACACAAAAUGCAGAAGAAAAUCCAUCACAAAAGUGGAUCCCUCUACUGUGGCGUCACAUUGAUUGGCGUCGUAUUUUUAGUUAUAUUCCGCCUGUUACCCGGAACUUCCUUCGGAGUCCAUGCCUUAGGAGAGGAAGUUAACUAUCGUGAACGCAAUGGAAUCCACACGAAAUGCAGUUUCUUCGACACUGUGAAUGUGACGGGAUUUCCCUCGUUUCCCAAUGGUAGCUACAGUUAUGAGGGAGUUAUGAUACCAAGUCACUAUGUUGGCACCUUUGACUAUAUAUACACGGAUCUGGUGGAUCGAGUUGAUGUGGCACCGCACACCCGUGCUUGUAUCUGCAAACUGAAGCCCUGUAUAAAUAUCUGUUGUCCCUGGGGACAAAUUUUCAACACCACUGAGUGCCAGAAGGAUACAAGCACAGAUCAUGUGUGGCCGGAACCAGUAAUAAAUAUAACACUUAAGGAUGGAUCUAUUCAGAAUGUAAACAUGUAUGAAAAAUUUGUGGUGCAGAGCUUUAGACCCUGCUCAGAGAUGUUCUCGCUGAUCCCGCAGUUGAACUACUAUGAUACCUACAAGAUAUUUGAGAAUGGUACAUUACUACGCGAAGAUGACGAGCAAUAUAUGUCUAAGAAUGAGUACUGUAUGGUGCCCACAUUUGUCAAUAGAACGGAUCUUUAUUACAUCAUUAAUCCCGCCAACUGUGACAUGUUGAACGAAAACACAACGGUGAAGAUCAUCAAUGGAUUCGCUAUGCUUUUUUCCAUACCCUUUAUGCUGCUCACGAUUGCCGUGUAUCUGCUGAUUCCGGAACUUCGUAAUCAGCAUGGAAAGUCAUUGGUCUGUUACCUGUUGGGUCUGACAUUUGGCUAUAUUCUAUUGUGCUGCGUUCUGCUGGUUCAGAACUUAGAUCCUGAAGGACCGUCCUGCAAGAUUUUCGGCUAUACGGCUUAUUUCUUCUUCAUGUCCGCCUUCUUCUGGUUGAACGUGAUCAGCUUCGAUCUGUGGCACAAUUUCCGAGGCACACGCGGCAUUAACCGAUUCCAGGAGAAGAAACGCUUCCUCCUCUACUCACUCUACUCAUGGGGAUCGGCACUGAUCUUCCUUAUCUUUACGUUUCUGGUGCAGGAGUAUUCGGAUUGGCCAGUGUCACUGAAACCUGGCAUUGGAGGUGGACUGUUCUGUUGGCUGGACAUGACAAAUUGGUCGGCAAUGCUUUACUUCUUUGGCCCCAUACUCAUUAUCAUUGUAGCCAAUACUGUAAUGUUCGUGAUGACGGCCUUUAAGAUUCACGGCGUGCAACGCGAGAUGGCCAGGAUUAUAGCGAGAGAAGACAGCACAAAGAAUCUGCGCACUGAGAAGGACAAAUUCGGACUGUUCUUGCGGCUGUUUCUGAUCAUGGGCGUUACCUGGUCCUCCGAGAUCAUCUCCUAUUUUGUGGGCAGCGACAAGAAGUGGUCGAAGAUCUUCUACGUCUCGGAUCUGUGCAAUGCGAUGCAGGGAUUCCUCAUCUUUAUGCUCUUUGUGUUGAAGAAGAAGGUUAAACACCUGAUAUCGAACAGAACGGUGCGGGUGCGUAGUCUGCACCAAACGGAGAGCGUCACAGUCGCCGGAAGCAGCUACUCGAUGCGACAGCGAUUCAUGGAUGCCUCGAAUCACAUACGUAAGCUGGUCGUCAUACGCAAUGCAUUUGCCAACUCGACGAGUGCAGUUCACUCCCAUGACGUCUAAGCUAGAAGGAAGGACUGCCAACUCUUGAAGCAAAAGUCACCAAGUUCGAGUCAAUCGACCUCAACGAACUCAACAUCAAUCGACUUAAAUUCGCAACCGGAUAAGUUAAAAAUGAAGUCAUCCUUCCAAGGCAAUGGCAAAAGGUCGCCAGGUACAGCGGCUGUCAUCAAUCCUAAGACUAGAUCAAAUACAUAAAUCAAUCAAAAUAAAGAAAAGAUGCUCGAGUGCUCGCGAGGGAAGCCAUCAACGUCAGAGUCAAUAUUCUACGAAGACAACGUCCAGCAGUGUGGCAAAUCUUUCGCUGCAAGAGAAGAGUUCCGCGGAGAAGCCUUUAGUGUCAUCUCUAGAUCAACAACAACAGCAACAACAACAACAGCGCACCACCAAUUUCCGUUGAGUGGGUCUAGACUCUAGAAUUUAGACCACGUCGUGCUUAUCAUCGAAUAGCUGGGAUCCAGUGCCCCUUCCUAGCAGCCAUAUUAUAUCGUAGACUUAAAAAAAGACACUACUUCUACAUAAUUCUACUACUAAUAUAACUACAUGCAUAUCUAAUUAUCUGUAUAUGUGUGUGUGUGUGUAUUGUGAUGUUGUUAUCAUUGUCUUAUUGCCAUAUUAUAUGGCAGUGAUUAUCUGAAAUUAUUUUAUCAGUCUACACUCUCUAAAUAUACAAAUCUUUGUUAAUCACAUACUCAUGCACAUAUAUAUCUACGUAUGAAUUAUGUAUUCACCUAAAAUAAAAUACUAUUUUAUGUCAAUUUUUAAUAAAAAGCCAAAGAAACCAGUCACUGCACUAUCGAA